This is a messenger RNA of Branchiostoma floridae (Florida lancelet), 5003 nucleotides long. RefSeq lists its product as uncharacterized. Gene Ontology annotation, molecular function: [protein-PII] uridylyltransferase activity; protein binding. The record is from RefSeq and is a predicted model, not a curated record. Lineage: Eukaryota; Metazoa; Chordata; Leptocardii; Amphioxiformes; Branchiostomatidae. The coding region runs from base 445 to 3834 and encodes 1129 amino acids. The transcript has 5 exons.
AGUCCGCAUGAACAAGUCAGUUAUGGGCGGGCACUGAGAGAAGGCAUUGUUCGUAUGGACCUCUUACUUGAAAGUAGAAAUCUUGAAAAGUCUUGGAGACCGGCAUCUUCAGAAAGGCAAAAUCAGUAAAGAUUCGGCAGAGUUUGACAAGGCUGCCGCCCUGUAUGCUGCUGCCCUACUGUGCUGCAAAGAUCCAGACAUGGGACAAACACUGGAACAUCGUAUCGGCUACAUGGAGAAACUCUCCAGACAACUGCUGCAGGGGUACACACCACACUUCCGGUGGUUGUUACCAGGCUACUGGGGUACUGCUGACAGUAAUGUCUUAAGGGUGGCAGAAACUUGUGACAAAUUAGACAGAAGUAACAAAAAAUCCCAACAUUCCACUGAGGAGACUUAUACAAAAACAUUUAAUAUUAAGUGACCGCAAUUGAAAAUAGCGACAUGUUCUUGGAAGUUGAGGUUUUGAAAUCUCUUGGAGAUUUUUAUCUUGAGAAAGGCAAGAAAACCUCUGAUGUAUCACAGUUCACCAAGGCAGCUGCCAUGUAUAAGAAAGCCCUGACAAGAUGUGAGGAUCCCGGGACAAAACCGACUCUGCACCAUCGCAUACAAUAUGCAGAAAAGAUCAGGGAAGCAGUAAGAAUGCAGCCAAUAUCAAAUGAAUCUAAACAAAGAGAAAGAAGAUCAUCCACAGGACAGCAGUGUGGGGACAGAAAACCUCAUGUAUCAAAGGACAAUAACCUCCAUCACAACAUACCAAGUGAUGCUGCAGGAGAGAGUGAUUCAGAAGUCAAAGACAUCAGUACCACAACACUGGAGGAGGAUGACUUAACAUAUGAAGACCAUCUGCAGGAAGGUUCCAUUGCACUGCAGACAGGGGACCUGGACAAGGCAGAAAAAAACUUCGCAGCUGCACUCAAGUCUGUUCAUGUCAAAUGUCAAUACAGGCCUGGGGAAGAGGCAGAGCCCCUGUACAGGUUAGGUGAAGUCUACCUGAAGAGAGGAAUCAAGUCAAAAGAUGGAGGUGAUUUCACCAAGGCUGCAGCACUCUGUAAUGCAGCACUGGUACGAUCAAAAAGGGAGGACAUAGAGGAGGCAAUUCAGGACAUAACACAAUCAUUUGUUAAACAUGUGCUGAAUAUUGAACAAACUGCAGACAUUGAUGAUACAGAGAAACACAAGUUGAUGUUAAAGAAGGACAGAGACUAUGCUGAAGGAGAAAUCAAAAGGAUCGAUGAGGAAAUAGAUCCUUAUAGCCUUGAUGAAGAUGACCCAGCUUUAAGAGAAGUUGAGAAGGAGAGAGUGGAAGCAAUUAAAACACUGUUUGAGACUAUUGUUGACCAAACAAAAACAUUCAUAGCUGGACUUGUAGAUGAAUGCAUAGAGGUAAUGGGCCCCCCUCUCUGUAAGUAUGCCAUGAUAGGCCUGGGUUCACAAGCUACAGGGUUGGUAACUCCAUACUCUGAUCUGGAAUUUGCCAUUUUGAUAGAGGCGGAAACCAAGCACAAUGCGGAGUAUUUCCGCAACCUCACCCAGUACCUGCACCUCAAAGUGAUCAACCUGGGAGAAACCAUUCCCCCAGCCAUGGGGAUUAAGUCUCUAAAUAAUUUUUUCUCAGAUGACCCACUAGAAGACUGGUACUACGACUCUGUAACACCACGUGGGUUUUCGUUUGAUGGAGCCAUGCCAAAUGCAUGUAAGACUCCACUGGGCAGAGGUAGGAACAACACAGAGACAAAUGAACUUAUCCACACACCAAGCAAUAUGACCAGCAUUCUGAAAGAUGACUUUUGGUUCCAUUUAAAGAAAGGCUACCAUCUUGCUAGUAUCCUGGGAAAUGUGUCGUUGAUCACAGGGGAACAGGGCUUGGUGGAUGAGUACAUGUCUCUUUGUGCCCAGCAACUUCAAGAAAAUGAUGGAACCAUACCUUUGGUAUUGGCAAAUGCUGAUCUGAGUGAGCAUGCACAGAUGUUUGAAAUAAAACACCUAACUGCCAGGUUGUUGAAUGUAAAGAAAGAGAUGUAUCGAUUUUCAAGCCUUGCAGUGUCCUCCUGGGCGCUACUUCAUAACAUACAACUGACCACAAUCUGGGAGACUAUCCAGAAGCUGGAAGAUAAAGGUGUCAUCAAUAGUGAGAAUGCACAUCACUUGAUGGUGAUGGUCAGUAUCUCAGCAGAACUGAGGCUGCGUACAUACAUGAACAAUCAUGGUCAGGUGGAAAAGAUGUCGGCCUUAUCGUCAAUGUCGACCAGUACAGGCAUUGAGGAGAAACUAAAGAAAGUGUUUCACAUCUCAAAUACAAAGCAGCUUAUGAGAUACUAUUGCACAGAAAGGCCAUUGAAGCAAUUUAUUUCACAGUUGACCAACAGUCAACCAGCAAAAGAGCCUUCAAAACUCUUUGACCUUUCUUUUAGACUGAAAGCAGAGGUAUAUGAAAGUCUGUGUGAUUACCAAAAUUCUAAGGCAUGCAGGGAGCAAACACUACAAAAUAAUCUAUCAGAAUAUGGCAAAGACAUUUCACAUCCUGACAUUGCCUCCUCGCUUUCCAAACUGGGUACUGCCUGGAAUCUCCUUGGUGAUUACAGAAAGGCUGUAAGCUAUCAUGAGCAGUCAUUACAAAUGAGGCAAAGUAUCUAUGGUGAGGACACUGCACAUCCUAACAUUGCUGCAUCAUUUACAAACUUGGGCGUUGACUGGAAUAACCUUGGUAAUUACAGAAAGUCAAUCAGUUAUCAUGAAAAGUCACUGCAGAUGAAAAGGGAUAUCUAUGGUGAAGAAACUGCACAUCCUGACAUUGCUAGCUCACUUUACUAUUUGGGUAAUGGCUGGGGAAACCUUGGUGAUCACAGAAAAGCUAUCAACUGUUAUGAACAGUCACUACAGAUGAAGCGGAGUGUCUAUGGUGAAGACACUGCACAUCCAGACAUUGCCGCCCCACUAAACAACUUGGGUACUAUCUGGAGUGAUCUUGGUAAUUACAGAAGGGCAAUCAGUUAUUAUGAGCAAUCGCUGAAGAUGGAGUGGAGCAGCUAUGGUGAGGACACUGCACAUCCCAUCAUUGCCGCCACACUUAACAGCUUGGCUGAUGCCUGGCGGAACUUUGGAGAUCACAGAAAGGCAAUCAGCUACUACGAACAGUCACUACAGAUGCAGAGGAUUAUCUAUGGCAAGAACACUGCACAUCCUGACAUUGCAGACUCCAUUAACAACUUGGGUGCUGCAUGGAUCAUCCUUUGUGAUUACAAAAAGGCAAUUGAUUACCUUGAAGAGUCACUACAGAUGAAGCAGGAUAUCUAUGGUAAGGGAACUGUACAUCCUGACAUUGCGACUUCACUCAAUGACUUGGGUGCCGCAUGCAGUGACCUUGGUGAUCACAGAAAGGCAAUUACUUACUUUGAACAGUCACUCCAGAUGAGGCAGAGCAUCUAUGGUGAGGACAUUGCACACCCUGACACUGCCGCCUCACUGAACAACUUGGGUAUGAGCUGGAGUGAUCUUGGUGAUCACAGAAAGGCAAUCAGCUAUUAUGAACAGUCACUAAAAAUGGAGCAGACUAUCUAUGGCAAAAACACUGCACAUCCUGGCAUUGCCAAUACACUUAACAACUUGGGUACCCUCUGUAGCAUCCUUGGUGAGCACAGGAUGGCCAUCAACUAUUGUGAACAGUCACUACGGAUGAUGCUGUCCAUCUAUGGUGAGGACACUGCACAUCCUGACAUAGCAGAUGUACUUAACAAUCUGUGUGUUGCCUGGAGAGACCUUGGCAACUUCUCAAAAGCCAAUUUCUAUUUUGAGCUUGAAGAAAAGAUGAAUCAGAGAUUGAGUACUAAUUAGACCUAAAAUUCCCCAUCUUUAGAAUCAACUACUAGUAGAUAUUACAUAAUUGACUGUCUCUCUUACGCUCACAAUGUGCAGUGGUUUAUGCACCUCUCACUACAUCUGGUUCAAAUUCCCUGGCCGAGUUUGCGCCCAGGACACGACUAAAAAGAGUCACAUCUUCCUUUCGGAGGGGUACUUUAAGCCAGCAGCCUCGUUUAUGAGGGUGCUUUAGAGCGCCAAACCUGUGCAUGUAAAAGGAAACUAACAUGCUUAUUGAGUAGGGGUGCCCUGGUGUGCUUGGCCAAAAAUUCAUGAUCUGAAGCAAAGCCACAUUGCACUAAUAGCCCAGUCUGAGGUUUGACUACUUGACCUUUAUCUCUGUUACAGAGUAAUCUAUUUUGCUUAACAUAUCAUUUGUAAAGGUAUCAAAUGGUAUGCCUGAAAAAUCAGUUUCAUUUACUGUAACAAUAGUGUCACUGUGUUAGAUUAUAGAAUAUAGUGUCUUUAACUAUUAGCUUCAUUUCACUGUGAUUUGCUUGCUGUACUGAGAAAUUGAAUAAUGAUUGUAAUUAACAUAUUUAUCCUCCAUGAUUUGCAAAUCAAAUUUUAACUGUAUUUACACUGUCUUGUAUAUGAUUGUAGUAAUCAUUACCUGCAAGUGGUACUCCUUUUUUGUGACCACUUGCAAAAUUCUGUCACAUGAAAUAUUGCUGGGGCAAUAUUAUACAUUAUCAUAUAGCCAGAUGGAGUUGACCAAUCAGAGGCCCCCAUUUCCUAUGGGUUAUCAGGCAGUAACCUGAAAAGUGGGCGGUUAUUAGAAUAAAUAACCGUUAAUGUUAAGUAUUUAUCGAUUAUAUCUUUUAAACAGCGUAUUGUACUUUAUUUCGAACAAUUUAUGUUAAACUACAACACAAUUAAAAAGAUAUAAUUGGUUUUUAAAUAGAAAAAGGUUAAACAUGAUUUUCAACACCCCCACUAAACAAACCCGAUGGUCAAAUUUGACUUCUAUUCGGGGUAUUAGAACACGAAUCUUGUUCGAUCUGACGUGAUCGAACAGAACGGGCGUUCUAUCGGGGGUCACCCGCGGUCAUCCGCAGGUUGUUACAGUAAACACGCAGAAAACGCCCUGUGUCAGUUGGAUAGGCUAUAUGUGUCAGUUGAAUAGGCUAUAUGAUAAUAACGUU